ACAGCAAUCAUUAACAAAGCAAGUUCAACUGCAUCAGGAAUUCUUAUGUUCCACGCUGGCUUGAAUGUUUUUCUCUCUAUUACCGCGGCGCUUGGUAAUCUUCUGAUCCUUGUCGCGCUUCCUAGGGUUUCCUCAGUUCACCCACCGACAAAGCUGCUGUAUCGAUGCCUGGCGAUUACUGAUCUACUCGUCGGUCUCAUAUUAAACCCACUGCACACAAUUCCUAUUGUGGCAUAUCUAACCGAAGUUAACUGGAAACUUGUGCUGUAUGCUCGAACGAUCGCAUUUGUUCUCAGCUUUGUCUUGUGUGGAGUGUCGAUUUUUGUAUCCACCGCAAUAAGCGUGGACAGACUUCUUGCUCUAUUGCUAGGAUUCCGGUAUAGACUCUUGGUAACAUUAUGGAGAGUACGUGCUGUUGUAGUUGCCUUUUUCAGCCUUGGUGUUUCCGUAGGGCUGUGUUUCCUUUUCUGGAACAGACGCAUUGCCCUAAUUAUAUCACUGGGUUUAGUGCUAAUUUCUGUAAUAAUAUCUAUACUCUCCUAUUCAAAGAUCUUCUUUGGACUACGACAGUAUAGAGUCAGAAUUCAAGACCUUAUUCACGCAGAACAACCAAGAGAAAGAAGGGCCCCACUGAACAUACCGCUUUACAAAAAGACUGUCUCUAGUAUAGUUUGGGUUCAAUUAGCGUUAGUUGCUUGCUAUGCUCCGUUCGUUAUUUGUGUUGUAACAAUACGGAUCAAAAGAUGGUCAGGAAUUUACGCGCAUAUGGUUUGGUUGUUUUCGGGAACGCUUGUCUACUUAAACUCCUCACUCAACCCGAUUCUCUAUUGCUGGAAGCUCAAAGGAGUAAGACAAGCGGUAAAAACGACAAUCAGACGUUUUCGUUGA
Molecule: messenger RNA, 888 nt
Organism: Porites evermanni
Lineage: Eukaryota; Metazoa; Cnidaria; Anthozoa; Scleractinia; Poritidae
Source: the annotation of a GenBank genome assembly